Molecule: messenger RNA, 3266 nt
Organism: Strongylocentrotus purpuratus (purple sea urchin)
Lineage: Eukaryota; Metazoa; Echinodermata; Echinoidea; Camarodonta; Strongylocentrotidae
Product: MFS-type transporter SLC18B1
Exons: 13
Coding region: 533-2215 (560 amino acids)
Biological process (GO): transmembrane transport
Molecular function (GO): transmembrane transporter activity
Source: RefSeq, a predicted model, not a curated record
GUCUUUUUCCUCGCCUUUUUUGUAUUUACUACUAACGUGCUUUCAUUUUCGAAGCGUGAAUUCAUCACUCAAAGUGAUAUGCAUGAGUGAACGUAGGGUAACAAUCGUUGAUUGUUAGAGGUACAUAUUCCUGCGCCGAGAACAUCAUGCGGAAACAAAUCAUUUGAGAUUGGACAGCCUUAUAAACCUGACAACAACAACAAUCAUGCCACGAAGUUCUAUUUUUGACAUUGAAGUGUGCUGAUGGAGGGUGUGAUCCAGUUUCUUGAAAUGAAACUCAUUUAUUUUCGUUCUUUGAUUUGAAGGGUAAAGCGUCAUUUUGAAAGGUCACCACACCUGUUAUAAACUAAAGAUAUCGGCUGCGGAUUUUGGAGUUGUAUUUCAGACUGGGCAAACUAUAGCGUUGAGUUUGUAACGUGUAUACGGAAUCUCGUCAAUGUUCGUGUCUCAAUGUGUUCAGUACCCUUCAGCACUUGUGGCACUUUUCGAUACUCUGAAGAACAAAUUCAUGGUGUAAUCAUGUGCAGACGUCAUGCCGGGAAAUAGAAGUAAAUGUGUUUCCUUUAAGACCAAUGAAGGCAGUUUUGAUUAUGAAAAGAUGUCGUCAUCUGCAACAGACCUAUCAGAAGCGAGUUUGAAGACUUCCAGCCCAUCACAUUCAAGAUCCGGGUUACUUGAAGAUAUGAAUUCGAGCGAACGAAGCCUGGACAGUAACGAUCGCGAUUUUGAAACGCCUGACAAUGCAAAGACAUUAAGUGAAUACUUGCUAAGAAAAGAUGAAAUCAAAGGUUGCUUUGAGGAGGAGGAUGAUAACGGCUCUGAUGACGAUGACGAGCCUUUUGAUGAUGACAGUUGUGGCAAAUAUAAAAUAACAAAGUCGGAUAUAAUCACUUUUCUCUGCCUUGUUGUGUCAACUUUCAUAAGCUGGCUGGCAUUUUCGAUAAUGGCACCCUUCUUCCCAAACGAAGCUCAUCGUCGAGGACUUAUGGAUAUUGAAGUCGGGAUCAUCUUCAGCUUACAAGCUCUUACAUCUACCAUCGUAUCUCCAAUAGUUGGCAAAUUUAUACCCCUUAUUGGUGCGAAGGUGACGCUGGUGACAGGUCUAUUCUUAGAAGCCACAGGGAAUAUACUAUUUGGGUAUUGUGUCAAGCUUCACUCUAAGACGGCAUUCAUCGCAUUUGCUUACAUCACUCGUAUUCUGGUUGGUCUAGGUGUGGGGACAUCAGUCACGGCUACUAUGACAAUCAAUGCAAAGACAUUCCCAAACCACAUCGCUCGGACUAUGGGUUUGCUUGAGACAACAGCUGGUCUUGGUCUCUUACUGGGCCCUGUCUUUGGUGGCCUCCUGUACCAGCUUGGAGGAUCAAGUUACUUGCUACCCUUUGUUGUGAUUGGUGGUUUGGACAUGGGUUCUAUGCUCUUUUCUCUUUACUUCCUACCAUCACCAAAAUGUAAAGCUGUAGAGUCUGGUUCGGUUUCCGAACUUCUCCGAAUCCCUUGGGUGUGGCCGAUCGCGAUGGCGGCUUUCCUUGGCAGUGCAUGUCUAAGUUUCCUAGAACCCACUUUCUCCGUUCAUGCAACCAACUUUACCGACAACGCCUUCUACAUUGGUCUCCUCUUCAUGCUCAUCAGUGGUUCCUAUGCCGGUAGCUCUCCAUUAUGGGGCUGGAUAGGGGACACAUUCGCUAUGACGCGAGUCUGUUUGAUAAUAGGCCUUAUCUUGGAUAGCAUUGGAUUUCUUCUGAUUGGACCUUCACCAGUAUUGCAUCUUCCAAGUCGUUUGUGGAUCAUUUGCAUCGGGUUGAUUCUAUUUGGUGUCGGUGAUGGCGCUGUUAUAGUUUCUGCAAUCGGCGACAUGUUUAAAAUAGCAGUAAAAUACAAAUUACCGGAGGACAUCCGAACAUACGGCGUAGUAUCAGGUGUAUUCAACGGUGCCUAUUCAUUAGGGACGGUUUUCGGGCCUUGGGUAGCGGGUGGGUUACUCUAUCAGGAAUAUGGUUUUAAUAACACAUCACAGAUCAUGUCACUACUGCUUCUAUCCAUGGCGUUCAUCAUCUGUGUAUCAUCGGUAGUUGAACACCACUGGAGAAAGAGACAAAAUCGACUGGGUAAACGAGUAAAGGAUCUGUAUAACGUCCAGACUGACAACGCAAUCCCUGAGACGGUGCCGCUAUUCCAGCAACCGAAGGGUAAAAAACCAUCUCAAGAAAGCUGACAUCUGAUGAUCCAAACAGAUUGAUGAAGUCAAACCCACCGAUCAUCAUUCACUCCUUGCGCUGGUGCUAGCUACAACAAAAUGCGAACAAGCUUUGAGAUUUUUGUAAGUGUAUUGCAGUUACUUUGUGCAUUUUCCACUAGCGCUCCUGCUUAAAAUCAGGCUGCCCAUGCAUUGCGUGCUCUAGUGGCCUUGAUUUGAUUUUCAAGUCGAAAUCAUUAAUUAUUUCAUCAGAUUAUUAUCAAAUUAGGAGAUGACUACUGAAGACAACGACAAAUUGUGUGAAUUUCAAUUGAUGAUCCAUGUACUAGUACGAGGGUGGCGAGUUCAACCAUCGAGAAACACUGUAUCGUACGAGGUUUAAAGUUAAAACCUGAUUGGUCAAAAGUUAGUAUCAGCGGUGGUUUGUAACCUGCGGUAGACUACUGGCAACAGAAUCGAAACGCUUUGAAUUUCACAAACUAUGGAACUGAAUAUAUCCAGAGGAUUUUUUGUUCUUCUUUCUCCUGCUUAAAACAGCGGAGUGUUCUUGAGAGAAAGGAGUUAUAUUUCUUUCUUUCAUAACAUGUCAAAUGAAGUAUUAUACCAAUAAACAUUCAAACAAUAGUAUGUUAAGCCUACCUGCCUACUAAACCCCUCAAACUCAAGUAUAAUGUAUUAUAUCUUUCUUGUCAUGGCAUAAUCUUCGAUAUAUUAAGUAUGAAUAUAAAGUAGAUUUAUUCCUUGUUAAGAUGAUACCCUAUUUGUUAUGAUCUUCGAGUGAUGGAAUGUGCAGAAGAUUCAAUAUAAUGGGCAAAGACAGAAGUGAAAAAUGUCGAAUUGCACUGCUCUUGUUCGACUGUGCAUUCAAAUUGCGCCAUUACCCAGGCCUUUUCAAAAGUCGUUAACGUAAGCAUGAUGAUAGUGGCGGAUCCGGGGGGCGGGCCCCCACCCCUGGGGAAAAAACGUUAAUAUUUCCUCUCUCUUUUGGAGAUGGGCUCCCUCCCCUGGCGUUCAAGGAAGGGGGUGGGAUUUUUCAAAUUUUCGAGGGCCCCCUCAAAAAAAUAGUGCU